AUGUCAUACCUAUCAUCGCUAGUAUCAACCCUAUCACUCGGCUACUACGACAACAAUGCCAGUGCUGAAACCAAGAUAUCAAUCCAAUCUCCAAACCUCAAAAACAAUGGAGAUACCAUCGAAUCCUCAUAUCAAUAUCGUCGCAACAAAAUCUCAAAAAACGGUAACCACAUUACAGUAACCCCGGAAGUGCACGACUACCGUUUCCGUACCGUACUCAAACCUCGACGUACUGGAAUCAUGCUGGUUGGUCUCGGUGGAAACAAUGGUACCGCUCUGUUUGGUGCCAUCACUGCCAACCGAGAAAAGAUGGAAUGGCGCCAAAGAAACGGUAUUCAACAAGCGAAUUACUUUGGUUCUGUAACCCAAUCCAGUACCGUACACCUUGGAUUUGAUGGUCAGGAACAGGUUCAUGUUCCCUUCAACGCUCUGUUGCCCAUGGUGAAUCCGAAUGAGUUGGUGGUUGAUGGCUGGGACAUCAGUGGUGCCAAUCUUUAUGAAGCGGCUUUGAGAGCACGAGUUUUCGAACCAGAAUUGUUAGACAAGUUGAAGCCUCACAUGGAGAAUGUAAAGCCAAAACCGUCAAUUUACUAUCCUGAUUUCAUUGCUUCGAAUCAAAGGGAUCGUGCUGACAACUUAGUAGCUGGUGAUAACAAACAACAACAUCUGGAGCACGUUCGGAACGAUAUUAGAAGAUUCAGAGAAGAAAAUGGGCUUGGUAAGUCAAGAAAGAGUUAUGAUAACCUACGUAGUCUGACAAACACCAUAGUAAAAACGUAGCGAAAGUGUAAAACAUUGCACAAGAUCAUAAUAAUCUUUCUUCGUACUUUACCUUUAUUUUUUGACAUUUAAGUCCUCAAAAACCCCUUUAUCAACUGAUAAGCUGAUAAAAUCCUUUCAGAAACCGUAAUCGUUCUCUGGACAGCCAAUACCGAACGCUACACGGACGUGAAGCCAGGCCUAAACCAAACGGCCGACGAUCUUCUUAAUUCGAUCCAAUCCAACGCUUCAGAAAUCUCCCCAUCAAACAUUUUCGCCGUAGCCGCGAUUCUAGAAGGCGCUCAUUACAUCAACGGAUCUCCCCAAAACACCCUCGUUCCUGGUGUUAUUGAAUUGGCAGAACGAAAGAAGGUUUUUGUCGGUGGAGAUGACUUUAAAAGUGGUCAGACCAAACUCAAGUCGGCUUUGGUGGACUUCAUGGUCAGUUCUGGGAUCAAACCAGAAUCCAUCGUAUCGUACAAUCAUUUGGGCAACAAUGACGGCAAGAACUUGAGUGAAGAGCGACAGUUUAGGUAAGAUGACAUGUUUUGAAGCUUGUUUUUGAAGAGUAUACGAUAAAAACUAAUAAAUGUCUUCCACGUAUAUCUACUAUAAGAUAACAAAUUCUAUAUUUUGAAAACCUCACUAUGAAUUUCCUGCUUUUUGGGCUUCAAAAGACCUUAUAUUAACAACAAUAUCCCCUUUCAGAUCCAAAGAAAUCUCCAAGUCCUCAGUAGUCGAUGACAUGGUAGCUGCCAACAAGACCCUAUACCCAGAUGGCAAGAAGCCGGACCAUGUUAUUGUCAUCAAGUACGUACCGUACGUUGGAGACAGUAAACGUGCUAUGGACGAGUACAUUUCUAGUAUCUUUAUGGGAGGACAACAGACUCUUGUUAUCCAUAACACAUGUGAAGACUCGCUUUUGGCUGCGCCGCUUAUUCUUGACUUGAUCAUUAUGACCGAGUUGUUUUCACGGAUUACGGUGAGUUAUUAAAGCCGCGCCAUUCUUUUUGAAGCAAGCUUUUAAACUUCUUUCCAAAAACUUUUCACUCAAAUAUUAUCCACAUUUUCAGUACUCAAACUCUGCGACAAGCCCCGAAUUCGAGACGUUCCAUCCAGUUUUGGGCCUUCUAGCACUAUUUCUAAAAGCGCCAGUAGUACCAUCAGGUACACCCGUAGGCAAUGCCUUUAUGAAGCAAAUCACGGCCCUCACAAAGCUGCUAACAAUCGCUUCUGGAUGUGCAUCUGACAAUGAAUUACAGCUCGAGUUCUUCACCAAACUCUAA
Messenger RNA from Bursaphelenchus okinawaensis, 2045 nucleotides. Lineage: Eukaryota; Metazoa; Nematoda; Chromadorea; Rhabditida; Aphelenchoididae. The record is from the annotation of a GenBank genome assembly.